Molecule: messenger RNA, 4644 nt
Organism: Phragmites australis (common reed)
Lineage: Eukaryota; Viridiplantae; Streptophyta; Magnoliopsida; Poales; Poaceae
Product: FIP1[V]-like protein
Exons: 9
Coding region: 98-3922 (1274 amino acids)
Biological process (GO): mRNA processing
Source: RefSeq, a predicted model, not a curated record
UUAACGACUUGUCCUAAUUCUAAUAGGGAGCUCCGAAGCAAACUCCACGACUCGUCCUCCCCCUCUUCCUCCCGCCUCCCCGGAUCCCGCCGCCGCCAUGGAGGACGACGACUUCGGCGACCUCUACACCGACAUCAUCAUCCCCACCCCCACCCCCGCCUCCACCUCCGCGCCCUCCAACCCAGCGCCCGCCGAAACCCUACCCCGCCCUCCCCCAAACCCUAACCCUACCCCUGCCGCCGCCGAGGCUGAGGAUGACGAUGACUGGCUUCUAGGAGGAAGAGACCUCAUCCCCGGGGUCGACCCGACCGGAGACUGGGCCGACGAGGACGAUGAUGGCGGCGCGGCCACGCCUCCCGCGAGGCGUGAGGUUUCUGCGCCCGCGAAGUCGCCCCCUGCCGCGGAGGAUCUCGAUCCGCUCAUCGGGGGAGGCGUGGGCGACUCCGAGCCGGCUAUCCCGGGGCUCUCAUCGUCUGCGGCAGCUGGUGCGGCAGGGAGCGACGAGUGGGACAGCGACAGCGAGGACGACAUCCAGAUCGUGCUCAACGAGACGGACGGUCGCCGGGGACUCGGGGAGGAUGAAGGUGACGACGAGGACGGUGAUGACCUCGUCAUCGUCGCGGACGGGCCCCACAUCCCCUUGAUGGAGGAGCAGGAUUGGGGGGAGGACCCCACAGCGGCGGGGGCAGAAGGGGAGCGGAAGGACGGCGGUGAGCCUGGUAAGGCGGUGGCGGCACCCGGCGGGAGGAUCGGGUACAGUGGCGGCAGCCAGGGGUUCCACCCGCAGCACCAUUCCAUGUUCAAGUAUGUACGCCCUGGCGCUUCAAUUGGUGGGGCUUCUGGUGCUCCUGGUCAGUUCCGCCCUCCUGGGCCUCCGGGUUCUUUCUCUGGUCGAGGAAGAGGUGACUGGAGGCCUGCUGUUGGUAGGGGCAUGAAUAAAAGCUUUCAUUCAGGCUAUGGAAUGACUCCAUGGGGUGGUUCAGGGCGUGAUUUUGGUGGUGGACUAGAUUUUACACUUCCUCCUCACAAGACAAUAUUUGAUAUCGACAUGGAUACUGCAUUUGAGGAGAAGCCAUGGAAAUACCCUGGUGCUGAUAUUUCAGACUUUUUUAACUUUGGCCUUGAUGAAGAGAAGUGGAAAGACUUCUGCAAGCAGCUGGACCUACUGCGACUAGAGUCUACAAUGCAAUCUAGAAUACGGGUGUACGAAAGUGGCCGCUCGGAACAGGUCUAUGAUCCAGAUUUGCCACCAGAGCUAGCUGCUGCUACUGGUCAUCCAGAAAUAUCUGCUGACAAUCGCAACAAAAUAGAUAACGGGCAUACAGAUUUCAGUGCCCAAGGAAGAGGUCCAGCAAACAUGCGGACGCCAGUGAUGACAGGGAGACCUAUACAAGUUGAAACUGGUUACGGAGAACGCCUUCCAUCUAUUGAUACACGCAUACCUCGAAUGCGUGGGUCAGAUUCUGUUAUCGAGAUUGUAUGCCAGGGCCAUGAUCCAAUGGCUGAUGACACAGUGGACCAAACUGAGAAGGAUUCUCAAGGAGGUAAUAAAGGAACCCAUGAUGUUGAGGAUGGCAAACCCUAUCCAUCAGAUAAGACGAAUGAUUCUGGUCAUAACUCAAAUUUGGGGAAGACAGAACAUAAGAGACGGCUACCAGUUUCAUCUGAAGGUGAUAUGUUGUCCUUGGACACCCAUGCCCACUCCCCUCCCAGUUACAAAACAAGAGGUUCUCCUCGCGGAGUAAGGUCAUUGAAAGGAAGCUUACCGGGUCAGAACUCUAGUCGAGAAUUUGAAAGCUCCAACGAAGUAAUACAUCGCCAAACAUUCUCAAAGAGAUGCCGUGAUUCCCAGAGAGAGUCAGAAACUAAGGGUGAUUCAGAGGGUUCACCUGUUGCUGCUGCUGAUGCAGCAGAUAAGCUGAGCACAGAAGAUCACCUUGAUGAUAAUGAUGAUAGGAUCCCAUUGCUUGAUAGUACUGAGGUGGAUGGUGAUGAUGCUACCUCAGACCCUAACACACCUAGUGAGACAAAUGAGGGUGAUAACUUGGUUCACUCUAGUAAAAAGCAGAAACUUAUUCCUAUGGUUGAGCAGCCCACUGGACACAAUAACAGUGAGCAGGACGAAUCGAGGGCACUGAAUAGUGACAAUAGUAAAGGGAGGUCUGGUAGCAGCAAAGAUCAACAGAAACGCCUUGAAUCUGGUGAAGAAGUUCUUCAAGAUAGGCAUUCAAGGCGAGUAAAUGAUGUAAGAAGGCAUCAUGAUGUGGAAGAGCGCAACCUCCGUCGAAAGGAUGAGUACUCUCGCGAUGUAAAACCAGAUGUAGAAAGGUCACAUUUGCCUCCCAGAGGCAGGGAAGAUAUCCACCAGCCUUAUGCAAACAGAGAUCGGGUUGACAUACGGGGUAGAAGUUAUGAUAGGGCAAGAGAUACAGAAAUUUGGCCGAGGAGAGAAGAUAGCGUUCACAGCAGACGAGCUAAAGAGGAAGAUUUGAGGGUGGAGUACAAUGCUGAAGUUGGUGCAGGGCAUAGAAAUAAGGUGAGGCCCAUUGAUAGGAAUGAUAGAGAUGAAGAUCUUCAUUCGCGGAAACGUUUGGAUGAUGGUGACUGGAGGAGCUCUCGACAAAGAGAGCGUGGUGAUAUGGUUUUGAAUCGGCGUGAAAGUUUGGAUGACUCACAUAUCAAGAGAAAUAAGGAUGACGAGAACUUGCGGAGAAUGAAACCUGAAAAUGAAGACGUGAUGCAUGGUUAUAGAGCAAGGGAUGAUCAUAACCGAAAAAAGAGAGAGAGGGAUGAUGGAAAUGAUCAGAAAAGAAGAGAUGACAGUGGUAGGAUGCUGGAGAAGGUCGAUGAUCGUUAUCAUGCCAAACACAAAGAAGACAACUGGCGACAGAGAGAAAGAGAGGACAGACAGAGACCCAAGCAUGAAAACACAUUAACCCUUCAGAGAGAAGGGAGAGGAACUGGUCGGGGUGGACGGAUUAUGGAUGAUAAGUUAGUCAGUGGUGGUAGGAAGAAGGAUGAACCGAGACCAUCAGUAUUAAACAAAGAUACCCAAGAGCGCACCAGGCAAAAUGAACCUUUGAGGAGAGGCCAGGGUGCGGAAGAAAACAGCCUGAAGAAUAAAGGGCGGUCUGAUGUACAUCCACGCGAUGACAAUUCAAAUAAUACUGAGAGGUCCAGGCAAGAAAAACCAAACAAUAAUCGUCUAUCUAGCAGUUCUGAUGUUCGCCAUGCGGGUAGAGAUAGGUACAGGGAGAGUAGAAGAAAGGGCAGAAGUUCCGAGCCUAGUGAGCACGAUCUUCACAGAUCGAGCAAAAGGAGACGUGAAGACCAUGAAAGACAUCGAAGUGGGAAGGUUGAGACAAAAGAAGCGAGCGAGCAAGAGAACAGUAGAGAUCGUGGCGCAUUAUCCCAAAAGAGCCAGAAUCCUCAACCAGAUAAUUCAUUCAUGAAACAAGUUGAAGAAGACGCCAUAUUAGAUGAUGAGAAUGAGGAUUCAAGGAGGGGCCGCUCUAAGUUAGAGCGAUGGACGAGCCACAAAGAGAUAGAAUAUACUAAUAUUGAUAAUGAAACUACAGAGACAUUUCCGUCCAUCAAAGUUGAUGUUCAAACCCCCACUGCCGAUGAGUUAGGUAAAUCUGAAGUUUGUACUGCAGUUGGCAGUUCAGACAUCAAGAGCAGUGGUGAUACUGGGCAGACAUCUGAUAAGAUGACUGAGGAGCAUGACCGACAUCUAGAUACAGUUGAGAGGCUCAAGAGACGAAGUGAGCGUUUCAAACUUCCCAUGGCCGGUGAGGAGGAGGCACCACAGAGCAAAAAGAUGGAUGCUGAAGUGCAGCCUCCCCAAAAUGAAUCUGCUGCUGCCGAUAUGGAAGUGAAGCCAGAGCGUCCAGCUCGCAAAAGGAGAUGGACUGGGAGUUAAUCGAACUUGAAUAGCACUGAAGAAAUUUCGGUAGAUUUCUUGCACAUGCUUGCACUUCGGCAUGUUUUUUUCUCGUACAACUGAAAGUUGAAUUGAUGUAUGAUUUUACUGUUUUACUUAUACCUGUACGUGUAAACUUACAUAGUUGAUUUGUGGCUGGGAACUGGAUGCUGUACUUUCCCCCAUCCCUUUUCCUACUAUGAUUCCAGUGACCUAAAUGUGUGGCAACGGUGCCACCGAACUUUAGGAUAGUUCCAAGGCUGUUAUGAGAAGCAGUCUCCUCAGAGUUUCCCAGUCGAAUCACUGGGUUCCACAGGAGCUACAUCUGAAGAAGUUGGAGCGCCAAUGCUGCAAGUUACUUUCUUAUGAACUGCAGGUGGCCUGUACGCAUUGGAUUUUGUAUCAUUCUUGUAUUGGUGUGAGUUACAAGCCGUGGUGGUUGGAUGUUUGGUAUGUGAUGCUGACUGCAGAAGCAAUCGAUUCAGCUUCCUGUUCAUGGAUACCAGGUGACCAAGAGCUAGAGAUUCCAGAACUGAUAUAACCACUGAUUUGUAUGCUUCAUAUUACCAUAGUCAUGUACAUUCUGAUAAACAUAGAAGUGUCGAGCACCAGUUAUUAGAUGCAACAAGAGUUUGUAGUGUAGAGAUUGUUUACUUGUUGUAGAUUAGCGAUGUAUAUAGUUCAUGUGGAAUUUUGCUAAUCAUACAGAGUUUAAGAUGGCA